Phlebotomus papatasi is the source of this 2958-nucleotide messenger RNA. Its product is annotated as uro-adherence factor A. The coding region runs from base 212 to 2935 and encodes 907 amino acids. Lineage: Eukaryota; Metazoa; Arthropoda; Insecta; Diptera; Psychodidae. The record is from RefSeq and is a predicted model, not a curated record. The transcript is spliced from 7 exons.
AGUAGUUUAUGACAUUUCAUUCACUCGAUCGGGGUGGAAAUUGUAAUUUUUAUUUGUUAAAAUAUUUCCAAUUGUGUGCAAUUUUUCAUGUCUACGGCAGUGUUUAGUGAAUCUACAGUGUAUUUAGUGUAUUGUGGCAAUAAAAUCUUAUGGUGAUUUAAGUGGAAUCUGUGCAAAAAUCAUGACUCAACUAUGACGUAGUUCAUUAGUGAUGGAUUAUGAUGAAAUUUGGACAUUUAUCCUCUCAUUCACCAUAUUCACAUCCCUGACAACGAUGCUGGCCGCUUGCCUGUGUUGCCGGAAGAAAGUGCCCAAGAAUGAUCUGUUGGGCUUGGAAGGCAUGGUUAAGAUAAAAAAUCCAGAUGACAAUCUGCACAAUUCAACAUCGGCUCUCAAGACCGAUACAGUGGAUUCUGUUGCUGAUAAUGAUGUUAAAAGAUCUAGCAAUGCACCACAUCGAAGUCUUCCGGACAUUCCAGCGAGUGAUCAAGCGGCAGUUGAUACGAAUUCCGAUCUGUAUGCCACAGUCGGGGACAAAGUACAGGGGAGACCGCAAGGCAGAAGUCCUUCGAGCUUGAAGAAGCAAUCAGUGUCUCAGCAUAGUUCUUUGAGUCAGGCGGAUGACGUUAGUUCGCCUUAUGCUAGUGUUCGUUCCCCUUCGCAUGCUUAUGACAAAAUAAGAAAGACUGAGCAUCCCUAUGCUCAGUUGCAGCCAAAUCAGAGCAAUCCCCCAGCUGAUCACAAUGGUAUGUCCCGAAGGGCUUCCAAUGAGAGUCUUUUGGGGACAAAUGAGCCCACUGGAGCUGACAUUCCGGCAGCUUCAGCAAUUGCUGGGAGGAUUUCGGCAAGCCAGGAGCUGCCGUAUAUGACUCCACCAAUUGCUCAGCCACAGCAUUUCAGUGGGGAUUCACAGGAUUCUUCCAAAGGGUACACGAGUAUCAGUGUCCGGGAACCACUGGCUAAUAUUAUAGCACAGACAAAUAAACAAAAUGCACAAACGAGAAGGAGAGACUUGAGUGAUUCUCACUAUGCCACUGUUUCCGAUGAUUCCGACGAAAUGUACGCAGCUAUCGAUGAUCCCAAUAAUCCGGCGGAUCUGUAUACAAGUGGAUCGGAAACUUAUGCACAAAUCCAACCACCAAAUGCCAUGGUGGUGUCCGUGGAGAUUAAUACUCCAGCAACUGCGAGGAAUGAAGAUCAAGUGGUUGAAGUGGCUUCUCCACAGCAAAACAUUGAUAUCCCAGCACCGUCUCUUGUGGACAAUUUCCGAGCUCAGGCAACUGUUCACUCACGUCAAGCCUCUUCGUCCAGUGUCACGAGUUCCAUUGGCAUCCUGGGAUCACCGAAGCCAGAGAAGCGUCAGGCAAAUUCUCCACUUCCACCGACGCCAAAGAGUGGCAAAACUGUUGCUCACUAUGCCUCCAGCAAUUCUAAUCUCACUUCCACCAGUUCCACGCAAUCUGGGAGGAAUUCAGUGGCUUCUGUUGUGGAUACGCAUCAAUUGAUGGAGACCAAGGGAGAAACACUUCAGCCAGGAGAUGACGAUCAAGCUGCCAACAAAUGCAAAAAGAGUCCGUCCAAGGAUUUAGAGGGCAUGUAUGCCAAAGUGAUGAAAAAGAACAAAUUAUCAAAUUUACCAUCGCAAAAUUCCUCACCGCAAAUGGGAAGAAAAUUCCCACAGAGCGAUCGUGCUUCAACGGCUGAACCGGAAGUCUUUAUAUCCGAUUCGGACAUUUCCAAUGGGACUCCAGCGACAGAUUCUGGGCGAGUUUCUGUGCAUGAGAGUCCGGGAAAGUACAGUGUGAGGUCUGCUGGGCACAUAGAUAACAAUUACGAAACGAUUGAGAGGAAACUCUCGCGGGGGCGAAGUAGCAGCUACGGGGAGAAGGAUCCGGGAUACGAAACGAUUCCCGGGGAUAAAAGAGCCACUGAACGGGAUGUUGUCGAUGCACAGAGUCGCUCCUCAGCACCUCCAGGCUUAAUUGCGCCAAUUGAAGUGCUUAAGACAGCUAACAAUCGCAGUGGAUACCUGUUCAGUCAGCCAAUGGAGGAUCCUGGGUAUGAGAUUGUGAAGCAAAGGGGCAUUUCGACAUCGGACUAUGAUCCGAAUUAUGAGGUUCUUAGGCCGGCUCGGGAUGAGGAUGGGUACUCGAGGAUUUGGGAUAAGGGAGGGGAGAAGGGGGUGAAUAGGUUGAGUGGAGGGGAUUUGUUGGAUGGGUAUAGUAGUAUAAAGGCACCGCGGAAGGUGGAUGAUUGUGAGGCGGAAACUGAUAGCGAUGUUCCGGGAUAUAGUUCAAUUCAGGAUGUCAAGAAGAUGGCUAAAGGGGUGGAUAUUGAGCCAGGAUACAGUAUUAUUUGUGAUAAGGGGGAGGGUGGAGGGGAUGCAAUGGCUAAGAAGAUCAAUGCAUCCAUCAAUAACAACAAUAUUCUCGAUGAUUCGGACAUUUAUUCGAGUAUUCCGCAUUCGGAGAAUCCGUCAUAUUUGAGCAUUCAGGACAAUGUGCACAAUUAUUCAACAAUUGGAGAAACUCCAUCGAGUAGUCAGACAUUGAUUAGUUCACCGGGAUAUUCGAGUAUUUCUGACACUCUAACAGCAACAACAACACCCUCGAGCGAAAGUAUGAGCUCAGAUCAGGUCCUCUUUCGCAGUCACAUGCAAACAACUUCCAGCAAUUAUGAAUCCCUCACGGGCAGCGAAUCUGAUCCAAAUUAUGAGACUGUGAGGUAUUUGGGCGUAAAGGAGAAUCCCUAUGAGAGGCUCCACAAUGAGAAAGCAUCGAGUCCAGAGUGCCACAUUGAUGUCAAAAGGCCAAAUGAUGCAACGGGGGGCGGCGGAGGGGGAGGGGGAGGGGGAGGAAAUCAUAUCAGUGGAAAUGGACCAAUUCCAGCAGCAAAUGUCGAAGGGCAAGAAGUCAGUGACUAUUUUCAAGUCUGACCACUUCUGUUGCAAUAAUAUCC